Molecule: messenger RNA, 1941 nt
Organism: Elephantulus edwardii (Cape elephant shrew)
Lineage: Eukaryota; Metazoa; Chordata; Mammalia; Macroscelidea; Macroscelididae
Gene: SSH3
Product: slingshot protein phosphatase 3
Exons: 14
Coding region: 1-1941 (646 amino acids)
Biological process (GO): negative regulation of actin filament polymerization; protein dephosphorylation; actin cytoskeleton organization
Cellular component (GO): cytoplasm
Molecular function (GO): protein tyrosine/serine/threonine phosphatase activity; actin binding
Source: RefSeq, a predicted model, not a curated record
AUGGCCCUGGUCACCGUCAGCCGCUCGCCCCCCGCCAGCGGCCACUCCACGCCCGUGGGACCCACAGACCAAGCAUCAAAACGGAGAAGCCGACUCCAGCGACGGCAGAGCUUUGCUGUGCUUCGAGGGGCUGUCCUGAGACUACAGGACGAAGGGGACAGUGGAGAUGGGGCUGAGGCCACCUCUGAGCCAGUGGAAGAGCCCCCAGGUGAUGUGCAAACCCCCGGAGACCAGACUGACGGUGGGCAGGGACCCCAGAACCCUCAGGAGGAGGAACAGAGACAGCGCCUGCACACCAUGGUGGGGCUGUUGAGGCCCCAGGACGACAUCCGCCUGGCGGCCCAGCUGGAGGCAGCCCGGCCUCCUCGGCUCCGCUACCUGCUGGUAGUGUCCACAAAAGAACACCUGAUCCAGGAAGAGACAGUCCUCCUGGGGGUGGACUUCCCUGACAGCAGCUCCCUCAGCUGUACCCUGGGUCUAGUCUUACCCCUCUGGAGCGACACCCAGGUGUACCUGGAUGGAGAUGGGGGCUUCAGCGUGACUUCUGGUGGGCAGAGCCGGAUCUUCAAACCCAUCUCCAUCCAGACCAUGUGGGCCACACUCCAGGUAUUGCACCAGGCAUGUGAGGUGGCUUUCGGCAGUGGUUUGGUGCCAGGGGGCAGUGCCCUCACCUGGGCUGCCCACUACCAGGAAAGAGUGAGCUCGGACCAGAAUUGUCUCAACGAGUGGAUGGCCAUGGCCGACCUGGAGUCUCUGCGGCCACCCAGUGCUGAGACUGGCCGGCCCUCAGAGCAGGACGAGAUGGAGCAGGCGAUCCGAGCAGAGCUGUGGGAGGUACUGGACACCAGUGACCUGGAGAGUGUCACAUCCAAGGAGAUUCGCCAGACCCUGGAGCAGCGUCUGGGCUGCCCGCUGCAGCAGUACCGCGACUUCAUCGACAACCAGAUGCUGCUGCUCAUGGCCCAGCAGGACCGGGCCUCGCGCAUCUUUCCCCACCUUUACCUGGGCUCCGAGUGGAAUGCAGCCAAUCUGGAGGAGCUGCAGAGGAACAGGGUCAGCCACAUCCUGAAUGUGGCCCGGGAGAUUGACAACUUCUACCCUGAGCGCUUCACCUACCACAACGUGCGGCUCUGGGAUGAGGAGUCAGCCCAGCUGCUGCCCCACUGGAAGGAGACACACCGCUUCAUCGAGGCCGCCAGGGCCCAGGGUACUCGGGUGCUAGUGCACUGCAAGAUGGGUGUGAGCCGCUCAGCGGCCACGGUCAUGGCCUACGCCAUGAAGCAGUACGGCUGGGGCCUGGAGCAGGCGCUGCGCCACGUGCAGGAGCUGCGGCCCGUUGCCCGCCCCAAUGCCGGCUUCCUGCGCCAGCUGCAGACCUACCAGGGCAUCCUGACUGCCAGCCGGCAGAGCCAGGUCUGGGAACAGAAAGCGGGCCAGGUCUCCCCUGAGGAGCCACUGGCCCCAGAAGUCUCUACACCCUUCCCAGCUCUGCCCCCAGAGCCUGGGGGUGAGGUAGAGGAGAGCCAGGCAGCCCCAAAGGAAGAGCCUGGGACGCGGCCCCGUAUCAACCUCCGCGGGGUCAUGCGAUCCAUCAGUCUUCUGGAGCCUUCCGAGGAGGAGCUGGAAAGCACAUCAGGGGAGGGUGACCUGCCAGAGGUUUUUCCUUCUAAUGAUUCUUCAAAGGAAGACCCUCCACAGCCCCUCCCUCAGCCAUCAAGGGGCAGGGGUGGUCGGCGACGCCGGAAGGGGCCCUGGCCUGCCCUGAAGUCCCACCAGUCCGUGGUCGCCCUCCACAGUGCCGCUCUGGUGGCCAGCAGGACCCAGGCUUUCCAGAAGCAGGAGAAGGGCCAGGGGGAGGCUGGCUGUCCCUCCACCCCCAGUGUCCGCAAGGUGACGAGGCAGGCCAGUGUGGAUGACAGCGAAGAGGAAGGCGAGGCCUGA